This is a messenger RNA of Suillus bovinus, 1097 nucleotides long. RefSeq lists its product as uncharacterized. The transcript has 5 exons. The record is from RefSeq and is a predicted model, not a curated record. Lineage: Eukaryota; Fungi; Basidiomycota; Agaricomycetes; Boletales; Suillaceae. The coding region runs from base 194 to 964 and encodes 256 amino acids.
UUACGCAUUCGAGCGCGGUAAACUCUUGGAGCCCUUCCUUUACACAGGGUCCUUACCACGCUGGGGCUCACAAUCCACAUCUCAUUAGUCAUGCCGUCCACAACAUCCACAUCCACAUCUUGUGGAAACUGUUGCUCCUUUAAAUGACCUUCGUCCUACCUCUUUCCAUCUUUCCAACUACUCACAUCACACCAUGAAUCACGAUUUCCCUGCACUCGAUUGUCCAGCAGUCGUUAAUGAUUUGGCUCAUCGUCUGGGCUCUUUAACCCAUUUUCUGGACGCUAUCGAUGAUGUUAUGAAAUUCGGUCGCUUGGAAGACCACGAAUUACAGCUCUACAGUCGAAAGAUCAUUGCUCUGACAGAGAACGCGCGGAUAACUCUCAGACGCGAGGGUGUGGCCUUGUACAUUUUCGUUCUGUGUUCAGAAGAACUCUUGCCCUACAAGUCGGCAUACUUCAAAUUGCUUCUUUGGAUUAGGCGCCGCAGACCUGCGUUUCCUGCCGACAUGGGGGAUCGAAUCACUUCGCUCUUGUUCGUUUUGGAGAGUAACUUUGUCAUACGGUGUGGGGGAGUCGACACUCGUGCCCAACUGGGCAUCGAGGAGUUACUAGUGCCGAAGAACCCACUGGCCGCUCGUGAAAGGACCAUCCAGACUGCAGUGAAUGCUGCCGCUGGGACUCCGACACGGGAAUCAUACGCGGCGUCCGAUGUUAUGUUAGCACCGGAUGCUUUGGCGAAAAGACAGCAGAGAAUCCACCAGCUUAAAAAAUAUGUCAAGUCAGAAGCUGCGAACACCCGUCCAAAAGUGUCUCGUCAAUACCUGCCGAGCGACAACUUCUGGGCGCCUCCUGUCCUUCGAAGGCCAUUCGUUCGAACAAAAGCUCACAGCUUUGAGGCUGAUCCCGAGAGGAAGAAAUCAUCUCUUGAAGAUCUUCUCAAAAUCCGAGAUUUUGACCUGGAUUGAUUACUACCACAUUUUAUUUUAUCACGAUCAAACCAUCAUCUUCAUUUCGCUACAUGACUGUUCCCCAAUUUCCAAUUUCCAAAGUUUGAAUAUUGUAAUUGUAUAUCCAGUACCUAUCUCAUUAUGGACAGAC